AUCUUCGCUUAUUUGAAUUACCGUGUUCCGGUUACACGUCAAGAAGUUAUUGAUAUUCUACUCAACGGCCUUCAUCGAUUAGAAUACCGCGGUUAUGAUUCAGCUGGGCUAGCUGUGGAUUUGCCUUCGGUCGCACAAAAUGGUGUCUUGAAUGGAGAAGCUGCUAUGGGAUCUCCGAUCGCUGUGGUUCGUCAAAAGGGAAAGGUGUCUGCCCUAGUUCAGGCUGUUAAAAGUGAGCUGCAUAUGUGA
This is a messenger RNA of Echinostoma caproni, 249 nucleotides long. The record is from the annotation of a GenBank genome assembly. Lineage: Eukaryota; Metazoa; Platyhelminthes; Trematoda; Plagiorchiida; Echinostomatidae.